Messenger RNA from Adelges cooleyi (spruce gall adelgid), 1018 nucleotides. RefSeq lists its product as uncharacterized. The record is from RefSeq and is a predicted model, not a curated record. NCBI's taxonomy places the organism in Eukaryota, Metazoa, Arthropoda, Insecta, Hemiptera, Adelgidae. The transcript is spliced from 4 exons. Bases 355 to 690 code for a protein of 111 amino acids.
CUAGAAUGAGAUACAAAUAUCUAUAUUUAUAUAUAUGUGUGUUACUAUGAUGUGUACCGUGUGUAGUCCUCUCUGGAAACAGACCGUCCAGUGUGUGCGGCAAAGGUGUUGGGUGCACAGCGAAUUGGCGCCACGGUCCGUCGAGAAAAGAUAUAUAAAAACUAUAAAACAAUCAAGUAGAAUAAAUAUCGUCCACAAUAGUGUUUUCAUAUUAUAGUGCUAAAAUAAUAUAGUCAUAAUAUACCUAUAGUUAACGCGUCCGUCACGUUAAAUAUUAUUGUAUAUAUUUCAUAUACCUACCAGACCAACGUCUUGGCUCUUUUUUUUUCUUACAAUACAAGAUGAUAUAUUAAAAUGAUAGUCUUCUCUGCGGAGUACGUGCCCGAAAUCAAAUGGAACGUCACCGAGCCUAUCUACGGCGACGGCGAAGACGUUAAAAAUAAAUUACAUAGAGAAGCGCCGAAAUUGCAUAAGGAAAAACCGACAAAGGCCACGGACCGUACAGGCUCGGCUGGCUGUCGAUUGAUCACAGAGUACAUAAUAAAAUCUAUCGAUCAAAUGAUAGAACACAACCAAAUGUGUUUUGCCAUCCUCGAAAAACGGACCCGCCAACAAGACCUCGAAAUACAAGUACUGACAAACAUCUUGCGAAACUUGUACGGCGACGGCAAAUGUCCUAGGUCAUCUUGACAACCCAAUUCCUAAAAUACAAUUACUUUUAUUGUUAUCAUCUUUUUGUUGAAAAAAAAACCCCUUAAUGUCAAAAAGCAGUUAUUUUUAACUAUUGAAUUGCCUUUUUUUGUCUGUCAUUACGUAAUUGAAAUCUAACCUGUUAAUCCAUACAAUGUUUGGUAUGUUUAACAAACACUGCUAAAAUAGUUGGUCGUUGUAGUCUUUCUUAACUAUUGACCAUUUACUCUUAACUUUAGAGGCUGAAAUAGUUGUGGAACGAUAUUGUAGAAUAUAAUCCAACUUCAACAAUAAAUAAUAAAAAAACACAAUCUAAUUUUAGUAUUUA